UCUUUAGUUUGAUCUUUGAAGUUUCUAGAGAAAAGAUGGUCGAGGCAGUGUUGUAAAAAAAUAGAAAAACCCAAAUUUUAAGAAAUAUUAAUUAAUAAAAAGAAAUUUAAGCCAAUAAAAAUAAAUUAUAUUUAGAAAAAUAAUAAUUUUCGUGUAUUUUUUUGCAAUUAUUGACGUGUUUUGAAACAGAAUUGAAAAUCGGAAAGAAAGAAAUUUGUACAAUUGACUUUAAAUUACUUUUCUUUUUUUUUAAAUAAAAGUGAAAACAACUUUUUAAAAUGCGUGCUAAUACAUAAGUGUAAUAAAACAAAACUGGUUAAUAUUUAAAAACGUCAAAAAAAAACAAACAAAAUAAAUCAAAAAAAAAAAAUUUUAUUAACAAAAAAAAAUAGAAUUUUUGUGGUAAAAUUACCACAGCACUCAAAAUUUUAAAUAAAAACAUUUUUUUUUUGUUUUUUUUUUGUUUGAAUUUGGAUUUUGGAUUUGGAGACGGUGAAUUGUAAAAAAAAAUCUGUCAAUAUUGAAGCCAUAAAUAAUAAUCACGAAAAUUCUUCUUCAUCACCACCAACACCACCGGAACCAUCACCAUCUCCAUCAAAUAUAUUGUCGACAUCGACAACAACUUUAUUAUCAACAACCUUUUUAAAUACAAUAAGUAAAAUGCCUGUAAGAGAUGAAAUAAUUCCACCACCACCAGCUAAUUCAAAGCAAAUUGGUGUUGCCAAAACAUUAUUAUAUAAUGGUUCAAAAUUUACUGGAUUUCAACGUUCAAAAGGGAAUUCAUAUGAUGUAGAAGUAGUUUUACAGCAUGUUGACAUUGAAAAUUCAUUUUUAUGUGGCUACCUUAAAAUAAAUGGUUUAACAUAUGAAUUUCCGACAUUAACAACAUUUUUUGAUGGAGAAAUUAUUUCAAAAAAAUAUCCAUUUUUAACACGAAAAUGGGAAGCUGACGAAUCCGUUGAUGCUGGACAUUGGGGAAAAUUCGAAGCUUUUGAAGAAAAUUAUUUGCACACAUUUAAUUCUGAUAAUUUUGAUUAUGAUAGUUUAGCAAAAAGUGAUUAUGUUUUUAUGAGAUGGAAAGAACACUUUUUGGUACCAGAUCAUACAAUUAAAGAUAUAAAUGGAGCAUCAUUUGCUGGAUUUUAUUAUAUAUGUUUUACAAAAUCAAAAGGAAAAAUGGAAGGUUAUUAUUAUCAUAAAUCAUCUGAAUUAUAUCAAUCAAUUGAAUUAAAUCAUGUACCAGAAAGUUGUAUUGAAGUUUAUGAAUUUAGAUAAAUUAAUCAAAUAUUAUUUUUUAAAAAAAAAUUAAGAAUUUUUAUUUUUUAUUAUAUUAUUAAUUAUAUACAAAAUAAAUUAUACAAAAUUUACUAUGUUUAAAUAUAAUUCCAAAAA
Condylostylus longicornis is the source of this 1392-nucleotide messenger RNA. RefSeq names its product glucose-induced degradation protein 4 homolog. Bases 661 to 1275 code for a protein of 204 amino acids. The transcript is spliced from 5 exons. Gene Ontology annotation, cellular component: GID complex; extrinsic component of membrane. The record is from RefSeq and is a predicted model, not a curated record. NCBI's taxonomy places the organism in Eukaryota, Metazoa, Arthropoda, Insecta, Diptera, Dolichopodidae. Gene Ontology annotation, biological process: protein targeting to vacuole; protein catabolic process in the vacuole; negative regulation of gluconeogenesis.